Messenger RNA from Rhipicephalus sanguineus (brown dog tick), 833 nucleotides. RefSeq names its product protein cornichon (gene cni). Bases 97 to 534 code for a protein of 145 amino acids. Gene Ontology annotation, biological process: endoplasmic reticulum to Golgi vesicle-mediated transport. Gene Ontology annotation, cellular component: endoplasmic reticulum membrane; COPII-coated ER to Golgi transport vesicle. The record is from RefSeq and is a predicted model, not a curated record. Lineage: Eukaryota; Metazoa; Arthropoda; Arachnida; Ixodida; Ixodidae. The transcript has 6 exons.
GCCCGGUUGGUUGCGCCACUAGGGUACAUUCACUAUUCUCAACGGAGGCGUGUGGCGCGGCGCUCGUUUCGCGAACGCCGCUUGUUGACAACGAAAAUGGCGUUCAACUUCGUUGCGCUGUGCUACAUCGUAGCUCUUAUUCUCACGGCGUUCCUCAUAUUUAUGGCCGUGUUUCACGUCAUCGCUUUCGACGAACUGAAGAACAACUACAAGAACCCCAUCGAGCAGUGCGACAGCCUGAACCCGCUGGUGCUUCCCGAGUACUUUGUGCACAUUCUCUACAAUGUGCUUUUCCUCUGCGCGGGCGAGCUCUUCACUGUGCUGCUUAAUCUGCCACUCAUCGCCUACCACAUCAACAGGUACCGGCAGCGUCCCGUGAUGAGUGUGCCUGGCCUGUACGACCCAACGAGCAUAAUGAACGCCGACCAGCUGAGCCGGGCGAUGCGGGAGGGAUGGAUCAAGCUGGCCUUCUACUUGCUCUCCUUCUUCUACUACCUCUAUGGCAUGAUCCACUCCCUCAUUGCUGUGGAGUGAGCUCAAGCCACACCCGGGGAAAGACAGUGGCAGCGCAUUCCUCCCCCGAUUGGCUGUCGCCUUCGUGAAGCAAGGCUCUGACUUGGCAGAGUUGCUGGCAAAGAAGGUGCAGCGUGCCCUGUGCCGGAACUGUUUUUUCUGCAGACCGGAGGUUGCGCCCUUUCCCACAUCGGAGUGUGUGCUGUGUUUCUUGUGCCCAUGUACAGCUGUGUGUCUGCUGCCCUGCUGGUUCAAGAUUGUGUGGGACCUCUACCUGGCCUCCUGUGCUUAAGAAACGAUAGUAAAAUAUUCUAGCUCAA